Zeugodacus cucurbitae (melon fly) is the source of this 8473-nucleotide messenger RNA. RefSeq names its product broad-complex core protein isoforms 1/2/3/4/5 (gene br). The transcript has 8 exons. Gene Ontology annotation, biological process: regulation of transcription by RNA polymerase II. Gene Ontology annotation, cellular component: nucleus. Lineage: Eukaryota; Metazoa; Arthropoda; Insecta; Diptera; Tephritidae. Gene Ontology annotation, molecular function: protein binding. Bases 2023 to 4551 code for a protein of 842 amino acids. The record is from RefSeq and is a predicted model, not a curated record.
GACUUCGCUGGGCAAGGGAAUCAGUUUGGGCUUUCACAGUACGACUCUCACUCACUGAAUCGAAAAUUGGCCGCUGCAGCUGCGAGUAUUUAACGAAGCUCGAGUCGCCAACGGGCGGAGCCACAAAUUUGCUGUACGCAUUCGCAAAUUAGACACACGUACGGGCAUGUGUGCGUGCAUGUGGUGGGGCGGACAGUUGGGGUUACGCUUUAAAUUUGGGUAACUGAACCAGAGAAGUUCGGAAAUGCCUAUAGCUUUGUUGUAAUUGUGAUGCAGCAAAGUAUUCCUGCAAAUCUGCUAUCGCCUGCGCGCCGCGCAACUUGGAGAGCGAGCGCAGCGCAUAAAUGCUGUAAUAUCAGGCGGACUCUCGCGAUCUCCGUCGGCCUACAUACGAUAAUUAGUCGAAAGUAGUCUAAAAGCGCUGCUGCUUUUGCUUCACGGCGCCUGUGCUGGGAUAGGUACUUUCCCCGCAGUGUCCGAAGCAAUUUUCCCUAACAUCGGGAGCGUUAACCGAUUUUUUGCACACACAUACUCGUCCUCGUCAUAGACUGCCGAACCUCGAGAACACGCACACUCCGCAGUUAACAGCAGCAUGACAAAAAAUGCGCAAAUUCGUGUAAAAAAAAGUGUAACAAUAUGGAACAACAACAUUUACAACAAUAACAGCUGUAACACUCAUACAUAACUGCAAUAGCAACAACGAAGGCGGGCAAUGGCUUUGACUCUGACUAAGGCAACUGCGGCAACUGCGACGGCGGCGUCAGCGACGAAAAGCGAAAAGCAGGCAACUCUCCGAAUCCGAAUUGGACAGGCGGACUGCGCUUUUUUGCGAAUUCAGUUGAGUUUUUUAAUUCGAUCGGCGCACAGUAAAGGUUCUGUAACUAAAAAGUUAGUGAGCUAAAACGCAUUCGCGUCAGUUUAGUGCGCCCAGGCCGAACGUAAAUUACAAGCAAACGCGCAAUCCUACAGCGUUCACCAAUACACAGCCACAUUGCGCUAUAUACUAUAUACUUAGACCCACACACACACACACACACAGAGAAGUACCGAUACGUUUGGCGCUUAGCUCGCUAGCUAGCUAAGUGAGCGCUCGCAAGUGGACUUGCGGAUAUAAAAUUUUACGCAAGAAACGGCAUACUUUUUCGCCACACAACAAAUUUAGACGCGCAACAAAACGGAAGGAAUUCGGAAAAAGCAAAACAAACGCUCCCGACAAAAGUCAAAAAUUCCCUAAAUACAAUUGUGAUCUAACAAAACAGUUUCAUAAAACAAUAUGGGACAAUCAGCAGUGCAAAAAGACAAGAAUUGAACUCAACUGAAUCAAAAUCCAAAGCAAAAGCAAAAGGAUACAAACUAUUUAAUCUUGAAUGAAGUGAAGUUAAAAAAAAUAAUAAAAACAUUACAAAAAGGGCAAUUGGGUAUUUUCAAUAAAAAACUAAAAUAAAAAUUAGUGAGCCUAAAAACAUUUACCUUUGGCCAAAUUGAACUGAAAUGUUAAAAAAUGGAAAACAAAUUGCCAAAAUAUUUUAAUAAAACGCUGCUCAUUACGUAGUGGAACCGAUAAAUAUUAAGUUUUAUUUAAAUUUAUGAAAAAUAUAUCUACACAAAUACAAACAUAAAACGUAAAUAAUAGAGUAAAUCAACUUCCCAAAUAGUCAAACUGAAGGGAGAGAGUACAAGCAAAAAACAAAAACUCAAAGACGAAGAAGAAGAAGAAGCGACAAAGUACAAUUUGACGGUUCUUAAAAACCAAACAAAACACAACAACAACACCACAUUAAGAAUACAACUACAAAAACUAAAAGAAAGCAAUCGCCAGUCAGUUUGCUGAAGAAUAAUUAAUUUUCAAAAUUAAACCAGUCCCAACAACAACAACAACAAGAAGAAGAACAACUACAACAUAUCCAUAAGAGUGAAAGCAAGUCGUUAGUGACGCUGUCAGCAACAGCGCCAACGCAACACAUCCCACACACACACAUACACGGACCCGGAAGCGGACACAGUCCCAGCCCAGCCACAAAGAUGGACACAGAGACACAGCAUUUCUGUUUGCGCUGGAACAACUACCAAAGCAGCAUAACAUCGGCGUUUGAGAAUCUGCGCGACGACGAAGACUUCGUCGACGUGACAUUGGCGUGCGAGGGGCGCAGCAUUAAGGCACAUCGCGUCGUCCUCUCCGCGUGCAGUCCAUAUUUUCGCGAUUUACUCAAGAGUACACCGUGCAAGCAUCCAGUGAUCCUUUUGCAGGAUGUCAACUUCCUCGAUCUACACUCGUUGGUGGAGUUCAUCUAUCAUGGAGAGGUGAAUGUGCAUCAGAAAUCAUUGCAGUCCUUCCUUAAAACGGCAGAGGUACUUCGAGUCUCGGGUCUCACACAGCAGCAGGCCGAGGAAACCCAUAGUCAAUUAGCUCAAAUACAAAAUCUGGCGAAUGCCGCCAAUGUGACACGCACUCCACACAACUCACACCACAACUCAUUGUUGGAGGAGCCGCCGCUAUAUCCGCGCAACAGCGGAUCACCACCGCCACCACCAGCAUCCCAGCAUGUGCCAUACGCAUCCACAAACAUCAACAGCCAGUUGUUCAAGCGCAGCAUUGCCAUGCUGCGUCGCGAACGGCACAACUCCACACCAUCGGCCGAGGACUCGAAUAAUGCUAUGAAACGUCUGCGUGGACCCGACAAUGGUUUGCCCUCGAGCAAUAAUAACAGCCCCGAGAUAGUACAUCAACGCAGCGCUUCGCCACAAUUGACACCGGCCGAUUUCUCCACCAUCAAGCACAACAAUAACAACACACCACCGCUCAAGGAAGACAAACGCAAUGGACCCACUGGCAAUAACGGCAAUAGCGGCAAUGGCAACACUGACACUGGCAACGGCAAUGGUAUCACAAACAAUGACAAAGUGGGCGGUAGCUUAACCUCCUCACCGCUGACACGCACCGCCGAGGAUGUCAAAUCGGAACCCAUGGAACUGGUCUGCUCGAAUAACAAUCCGACAGUGGUCGAUGAGCACAGCAAUGACUCGACUGGUGAGCAUGAAGCGAACCGUUCCAGCAGCGGCGAUGGCGGAAAAGGUUCUUUGAGUUCGGGAAACGAUGAGGAAAUUGACAACAAUAUGCCAACACAUCCACCACCACCAUAUUUGAUGUCGCCGGCAGAGAGCAAAUUAUUUUCGCCGGCCGCCUUCAGCUUUCCCAUGGGCGGUCUAGAUCCUGCCGCGUUAGCUGGUUUUAACUCGCAACUACAGUCUGCCGCCGAAAUAUCAGUUUCUCCGCAAGGUGGAAGCACCAACCUGCUUGGCGGCGUUAUAAUACCCGGUGGCAGUCCCAAUACAAGUAGUAGUAGCAACCAAAAACUGCAACAUGAACAUCUCCACCAUUCCACCACUACCACUACCACAACCACAGCCACCACAAGCUCAACUCAUCAGUUCCACCACCACCACCAUCAUCAGCAACACCAGCAACAACACCACCAACACCUUCAUCAUCAACACCCACAGCAGGAAGCAUCCUCACCGCAUCACCAACAGCAAUUGCUGCCGCAGCAUUUGCGCAGCGACCGCGACCGCGACUCCGACCGUUCGAACGCUGACUGCAGCCCGCACUCACCCAUCCACCGCAUGCCAAAGCGACCGGCUAGCGAGCAGCCACAUCACACACAAUCCCACCUCUCGACGGCCUCCUCGCCAUCCGACGUUAUUGCGUCCACACCACCGCCGCUGCCCGCACCACAACACAUGAAACCACCGUCACCGCACCACAGCCACCAGCAUCCGCACUUUGGCCACCAACAGCUGCCGCUCGGCAUGUUGCCAUCGCACCAUCUACACGCACAUCACGAACUGAGCGCCUCCUCGCACCACCACCAUCACUUGUCGCGCACCGGUUCACCGCUGGACCAUCAUCAUCUGUUGCACCACCGACGCUCCUCGCUCUCGCCCUCGCCCACCGGUCGCGGCUCCGGCGGCUCCGCCGCAGGCAUACUAUCGUCGACGCGUGGCGGCGAUAUGGUGGGCGGCAGCAGUCGAUUGCUCUUGCCGCUGCCAUUGAACGCUUGCCACCGCUGCGACGUGUGCGGCAAACUGCUCAGCACAAAGCUGACGCUGAAGCGGCACAAGGAACAACAGCACUUGCAGCCGCUCAAUAAUGCCGUUUGCAAUCUGUGCCACAAAGUCUUUCGCACGUUGAACAGCCUCAACAACCACAAGAGCAUAUAUCAUCGCCGCCAGAAGAAUCACCACUCCUACUUUCAUCACAGCGCGGUGGGCGGCGGUGUGAGCGGCAGCCCCAGCAGCCGACUCCAUCAGUCGCUCAGCUCGCUGAGUGCCGCAGCAGUUGCCAACAAUGGCGUCGGAGCGGGUGGCAAUGGCAAUGCAGUGGCAGCAGCAGCAGCGGCCGCUGCCGCAGCAGCCGAGCUCUUACUCUCGCCAAUAGUGGGCGCCGCGGCGGUGGCAGGUGGUGGCGGCGCCGGACCCACAGUGCAGCUCGCACACGGCGGCCAGCAACAGUCCUCACCCAAUAUGGUGAAGCCCUGCAUGGACUUCUUAUAAGAUCAACAUCACCUGCUGCAACAGCUCUUCCAUGUUGCUUUGAACGCGCCACAACCGCCACCACCACCCUCGCUGUCUGCAAGCAUGAGUCCGUUGUCCGCCAUGGGACAAGGCGCAAUGCCGGUCUCAUCAAUGGUCGACUUACAGUAUGGCCAUCAACUGCCGCCCACCGUGGACCUAACGCAGAUGGAUCACUACGGUGGUGCUGGCAGGGGCAGUGACGGCAGUGGCGGUGUGGACCGUGGCAGAGAACAUUAUGAGCGCAUCAAUCUGUUGGAGCACUAAGUGGCUGUCAACCUAUUAUACCGACAACCAACCGAACUAAACCGACCGUACCGAUCAAGUGAUCAAAUCAAGAAGAAAGAGCAAAAUAAGCAAAACUCGAAAUAAAAAGUUACCAAAAAAUAACAAAAAAGUGUAAACGGAGCCGAGACUCCCAACUAAAAUCUUCGAAACGCAGUGAGAGACCGACCGACCCUCCCACAGUGAAACGAGCUAAAGAUUUUAAAACAACAGAACAAACUAGAACUCAGAAACAAGCGAGCAGAAAAGGAAAAACAAAAAACAUUGCAUGAAGAAAUUAACUAAAAUAACUGAAUUGAGAAAAGCAAGAAUGCAAAACUGUGAUUUUUUACAUCUCUUUUUUGAGUUUUACGAACAAAAUAUUCAAAUAUUAUUUCGAUGUACAACAUCUAGGACUCUUAUACAUAUAUGUAAGCAAAAGCACUGUGGACAUAUAACAAUUAAUUUAAUUUAAGUGUAGACAUAACGGUUUGCAGCAGAUCCCAAAGGAGUGGGGACUACUGAGAAGGACUAAGCGCGGAUUAAGCAAUGAGGAAAAAAGAUAUUUUGUUUUGACAACUUUCAUAUUCAAAUGUCAAAUUAAAGCAAAAACAAAAACAGAAACAAGAAUGUGUGAAUGUCAGGUGUUUUAGGGAAGAUUGAUGAUUGAAGACUACUGUAGAGCAAUUCUACUUGAACUUAAAUUUUGUUUUGAUUAUGAUUAUUAGACAAGUUUAGUUCAUGGGUUCCGUCUCAAGGCAUCCAGAGUCCCAAAACGUGAACUCUAAUACAAUGAAACCAACAACAACUAGCAACAAACACACAUACAACUGUAGGUAGAAUGAUGAUAAUAAUGAGAUGUGCAAUUUUUAUUUGUUGACAAUACAAAUUUAUUUAGUCUUAGUAUUAUGUUUUAACGUUAUACACACACUAUAUAUAUCAGAGAACAAGAAGAAUCACUUCAAGCAGUUAGGAAUUAAGAUUGAAUCCGUUACCAGUUAACCAAUAUGGACCACGAGUGCGACAACACUCAUGCAAACAUACAUACAUACAUAUGCAAAUACAUACAAAUAUUGAUGGACUCACUUCGAUAGAGAUAUAGAUAUAGAUAUAUGUGAAAAUCAUACAAUAAAAACAACAACAACAAUGUAAUAUAACAUGUAAUAAUUUGCCCUCUCCUAAAUGUUACAAACACACAGACGAAUGUAAAAACUAUAAACUGCAUAUAUAAUAUAUAUACAUAUAUAUAUACUAGAUACAGAUCUUUAUAUAGCCAAUAAUAUUUAAGCGUUUAACCAUUUAUCAAUACAAACACACAUAACUGUACAUACAGACAUGCGUGCGAUGUAUUCAAGAAUCACAUGCAGAGCAUAGGAUUUUCAAAGUUUUAAACUAAUUAGACUAAGGCUAAGGUGGAGAAGAAUCUGCAGUUCGUUAUGCAUAAAUACAUAUUCACAUACAUACACACACACACACACACACACAUACAUAUAUAUUGUAGGUAUAUAUAAGACUACACUUUUGUAUAUAGGCGAUAGGUUAUAUAUAUAUAUACAUGCAUAUGUACAUAACGGUGUAUAUUAGCAACUUUCUUUUUUUGUUCGAAAUAUUUUAUUUUCUCUGAAAUUUUACACAAAAUUGGAGUAUUGAUAAAAUAUAUAUAUUUUUUUACAAUUUUACAAAGCAUAGAGAGAACAUUGAAUCACGGGCCUUAAAUUAGCCAUUUUUGGAUUUUAUUUUUUUUUUUUUUGAGGGAACUCAGAAGUCUUUGGAUUGCCUGCGAAAUUUUAUUUUUCAAAACCGCGAUGGCAGAGUAACAGCUUAUCUGGCAGACAUUUAAUGCUACACGGACUUACUGGGCGCAUGCCUGCGGACAAGUGGUUGCCAUGUCAGCUGCAGCAAGAACUGAUAGAUUUUAGGCAAAAGUGCAGACUAAAAAAAUGAUUUAAAACUCGUGCAAAUUUGACCAUUUUUUUACUCCUCUCGAGCAAAAUUGAUAUAUAACAAAUUUUUUAAUGUAUGAUAACUAAAGGUAUUGUGAAAUUUAUGACUAAAAAAAUUGUGAUUCGCGUUUAAUUGGCAUUAGGGGCGUGUGAAACACGCGCAGAUUAAAUCAAAAUUUUUGUAUUUAGCUAUAGAAAUUCGAAACAAAAAUGGAGGAAGUAAUCGAAUGAUUUUCAUUUCAUUUGUAGAAGACUGAGAAUUGGCAUUUCGAAAGAAGUAAAAUUUUAGAAAACCAAAAAUUAUUUCAAAAACAAAAAAUUAUUUGAUUAAAAAAUUUUAUAUUUUGAGCGAAUGAUUUUAAUAAAAAAAAAAUAUUCGAAAUUUUAAGCAAAAUUUUAGAAAUUUACGAUUUUUUUUUACCAGAAAUUUUAUCUCAAAAUCGGCGAAAUAUAUUUACAUGUAUUAAGUAAGAUUUAGAAAUUUGGGUAUUUAUUUUUUAUACUAAAUUUUAGGGACAAAAAAAAAAUAACAAAACUUUAAAAGGCUAGGCAUAUUUUUGGAGGUGAAAGUCUGUUUUAUUAUAACAAUUCGAUACCAAAUUUUAUUAUUUACACAAAAGCAAAUAUUUUUUUUUAUUUUUACUAAAAUUUAUUUUUUUAUUAUUACCUUUGAUUUACCACCUUUGUCAUGGCGCUGACCUGAAGGGGCGGCGCUGUGAGGAGUUCAAAACUUUUUUAUGCUUUAUAUACGGUAUUUCUCGUUUAUAUUUACACACACACACACAUACUAGGUUUUAUAUAUACACAUACGUAUAUGUAGGUGAUAGUUGCGAGGGCCACAUACUAUUAGCAAGUUGGGGUUUCGCGCCACAUGCAUAUACAUUAGGUACUGUUAACUUGUUUUCAGCAUUUCACAUGCGACAUGCGUACAUACUUAGUUUGAACUAAAGUGCUUUACUAACACACACUUACGAAUUAAAUUCACUAAUAAAUAUAGUUUAGAUAAUUAAUGUUUUAUAUAAUAUGCUUUACAUACAUACAUACAUACAUAUAUACAUAUAUGCAGGAGGCGUAGGAAUGACGAGAAACUGAUUUUGUAAAUGUGAAGUGAAGCGUAUAUAAGAACGAUAUAUAAUAUCCAUUAAAUAGCAAAUAGAAUUUUAUAAAACUUGUAAAAAAAUUUGAAAAACAAUGAAUCGGAUAUACUAUAUAUAAAUAUAUAUAAUAUAUGUAUAUGAUAAAAAGAUAUUAAUCUAAAUAUUGUACACAAAAGUCGCCAAAGCGUGGCAAAAAAAAAAAAAAACAAAAUUAAAUCUAUAGUUCAUUACACAUAGCGGUAAUGUAAUGUAAGCGUAAUUUUAUUGUAAAUACUUGAAAUACUUAUUGUAAUUAAAAGCAAAGUGAAAUAAUGUACGUUUUGUUAAUAUGAUUUUUUUUUCAAUUAUUAUACAAUUUAAAUGUCGUUCAUGAACACGUUUAUAUACAAACUAAUACAAACAUACAUAUAUUAUACACUUGUACGUUCAACGUCUCUCAACUUGUGUCCUUUAACGUUAAUUUUAUACAUACAUAAUACAACGCAAAGUAAGCCACUGCAGCCGAAUGCAAAUACAACAAAUAAUCAAUGAACGAAACAUGAAAAACAAAACCAUAACAUAAACAUGAUGCAUGCCAUACAUACAUAUAUGGCAUGGUCA